Molecule: messenger RNA, 603 nt
Organism: Nylanderia fulva
Lineage: Eukaryota; Metazoa; Arthropoda; Insecta; Hymenoptera; Formicidae
Source: RefSeq, a predicted model, not a curated record
AUGCCGCUCACAGACGCACCCUGCAUGGUGGAGUCCAGUCCACCGUGGGGAACAUCAGGGAACGGUUUUGGAUCCCACCGCGCCCGUCAACUGGUGCGAAGCCACAUACAUCGCUGCCUACCUUGCGUACGAUGGCGGGCGGCCACUCCGCAACCGAAGAUGGGAGAUCUGCCGAGGACGCGGGUCACACCAGGUCGACCCUUCCUUCACACCGGCGUGGACCUCGCUGGCCCAAUCUGGCUCAGGACGACGAAGGGCCGCGGUCACAAAGCCCACAAGGGCUUCCUGGUAAUCUUCGUAUUUUCAGCACCCGCGCCGUCCACCUGGAGCGCGGAUCGACAACUUAGGGAGCUCUUCAGGGCGGCGAGCGGCGAAGUCCACGCCCUCGUUGGCCGCCUGGCAGACGAGGGAGUUCGGUGGGUCUUCAACCCGCCGUCGGCUCCCCAUUUCGGCGGCCUGUGGGAGGCGGCUGUCAAGGCCGUCAAACAUCAUCUGCGGCGCACCAUCGGAGAGGCUAAGCUCACCUUCGAGGAGCUGUCCACACUCCUCGCGGAGGUCGAAGCCCUGCCUAAACUCAAGGCCCCUCGGGGCCUUGUCGGAUGA